Molecule: messenger RNA, 4221 nt
Organism: Sporisorium graminicola
Lineage: Eukaryota; Fungi; Basidiomycota; Ustilaginomycetes; Ustilaginales; Ustilaginaceae
Exons: 1
Coding region: 1-4221 (1406 amino acids)
Biological process (GO): SREBP signaling pathway
Cellular component (GO): endoplasmic reticulum membrane; Golgi membrane
Molecular function (GO): sterol binding; protein binding
Source: RefSeq, a predicted model, not a curated record
AUGGCCCCAGAUGGGUUACGAGUAGCAUCGCGCAGGCAUGCUCGCAAGCCCACCACAGCGAGGAGAGCGAGGCGGUCACAUUCAACAUCCGCCUCUUCACUGCCUCUAGUCCGCCAGUUUCGAUCUCAAGGCGAAUCGCUCUUUCAGCGUCAUGGACGCUGGAUCUCCAAGCACCAGAUACGGACCUUGCUUCUCUGUUCGCUCGUCAUCACUUCGCUCUUCUAUCCCGCAGUCGGAAUCUACUUUUGGGCGUCCAAAGGCGGCCCCGGCGUGUCCAGAGGCGAUGCCAAGAGUGUCUGGAGAUCGCUCAGUACCCCUUUCAUGGACUCGUUUGCUAGCAGCGGCCGCAAGCAUGUCAACAGCUUGAGCGACCUCCGCAUGAUCUGGGACGAUGCACGCGACCUCCGAGCCAUCGACGUCAGCGAUGCCAAGGUGCUCCUCGAUCAAAGAGCACGUCAAUCUCCAUCGACUACCGACGCUACAGCACCUGCUUUCUCGCGCCCGCGCUGCCAAUCUAUUCGCGUCGAACAUGUCUUUGUCACCACAGACGACGUGAUGGCGGGCAGAGGUCCUCGAUUCGGCGUUCUCGAGAAACGUAUUCUCAAUUCUGCACUCCAGCUGCAAAGUUCAAUCGAGUCAGAGAUUCGUAAGGACGUCGACGAGGACGCACCUGAGCAAGGCCUGUUCUGCAUACAAGCACGCAGUUCCUUUCCUGGCCGGUCAGCAUCUAUUGGCAAGGCCCUCUCAGCGAACACUGAGCCUGCUGCUUGUCUCACACUAUCACCGCUAGAGUAUUGGAACAUGGACUCGCAGGCCAUCCUCCAAGACGCUGAUCCCGCCCACGUUGUCGCUCAAUCCUCGCGCAACCGGACCAGAUUAGGCGCGCCCCUGUCUCCCUCCACCACACUUGCGGGCCGAUGGCAUUUGUUCAAGCGACUGCCUCGAGCCGAGUAUCUCGCCUUCACCUUCUUCCUCCGCGACGACGGUCCGAACUCGUGCUCACAAACGCGUGCCUCCCAGUCCAUCGCGCGACCGAGUCUCCCAUCUGAUGACGGCACCACUGCGGGCGAUGACAGCUGGCACAAGCUCCUUGCUCGGGUCACUGGAGGCCAGGUGCGUCUGAUCCCAUCAGUAGAAAACAUCUCGCACAGCCUCGUGCUUCAGUUUGCUCCGGAUACACCCGGGUCCAAGCGCAGGCCUACCCACGUCUUCCUCUUGACCGCCUACGCCUUUGUCAUCAUCUACAUCUCGCGUGGCCUCGUCAAGUUGCGCAAAGUACAUUCACGCUUCGGUCUUGCAUUUACCGGCACCACCCAGCUCAUCAUCAGCAUGAUCAUGAGUGUCAGCAUCUGUGCGCUCCUCGGCAUUCGACUCACCCUCGUUCCAUGGGAGCUGCUCCCCUUUGUCAUCGUCGUCGUCGGCUCCGAGAACAUGUACAGUCUCACCAAGGCGAUCGUCGACACGCCGCUGUCCCUCACCGUAUCGUCGCGCAUCGCGCAUGGCUUGGGCAAGGUCGGCGUUCCCAUCACCUUGACUACGCUCGCCGACAUCCUACUCCUCCUCGUCAUCGCUCUCUUCAUCGGCGUGAGGGCGGUGCGCGAGUUCUGCGUGUUUGCAAUCUUUUCCCUCAUCAUGGACUGGUUCCUGCAGAUGACCUUCUUCGUCACCGUCCUCAGCAUCGACAUGCAACGUCUCGAACUGGCCGACCUUCUAACCCAAGGCACCCGACUCAGCAGAAAGCAGGAACCGCGUUCACAUUCGCACGACAGCACCAUGAACGGCCAGAGCGGCGGCAGCGAGAAUGCCGAUUACGACUCUCAUUCGGAUGGCAAGAGACGCACCGGCGCCGUAGGAGCUCACUCCUUGUCCGGCAACCUUGUCGUUGCAGCACUAUCCAAGGUGUGGAAGGCGAGGACCGCGAGAACGGCCAGUCUCACCCUCAUCCUGGUCUACAUGGGCGGACUCUAUCUCUACUACGGCACCGGAUAUCCCAGCCAGCAGCAAACCAACUACGUGCUUCCAGAUGGAUGGGAUGCCGUCCGUCAGCCACCGACUUCGGCAAGCACCUUCGAUCCGUUUGGACACCUCGACACCCAGCUGCAUCCCUCGCUGCCGUGGUGGACCUCGUCACCAAGCGCCGAUUUGUGGACAUCACUCAAUCCGAUGGGCGCGCAAGAGCUGCGUCUCGACGUCAAGCCAUGGACUAUCCUCUCGCUUCGAUCGUCGACCGAGGGAGAGCUUCCACCGUCCAAAGCCACGUUUGCGGGCUGGGCCCUGUUCCGUCCUCGCAUCCGCGCCGUCGUCUGGUUUGCUAAACUCGUCAUCCUCCCCAUUUCUGGAACCACAGCUUUGCUCUGGCUGCUGCUGCUUUACCUGCUCAAAGAUACUGAGCUGCUAGACGCGCAACGAGACAAGUCCGAAGCGGAUCCUUCCGAGGAUUCGAACAGCUCGACCGCUUCCUCGCCAGCGCCGUCUCUGACGCCAAAGACAGCCAUCGUCGCCAAUGCUCAUGCUUGCGACAUCGACUUUCUCGUACACGAUGACGGGUUCGCAGCCUCGAUCGAUAACGGCGGUGGCAUCCACGUAUGGAGACUUGAUAGCGCCAGUGCUGCAAAACAAGAUACGGUGCGAAGCAGCAGCAUUGGGCGAGCGCGUUCAGGACUUUCGGUUGAUCAAAGCACCGUGUCAGCAUUUGCGCUGUCAGCCAAAGCAGGUUGGGUGGCCGUUGGACAUGCAUCUGGCAGAGUCUUGUUCCUCUCAAUCGAAACUCUGGAGCCGAUCUGGGACCACCUCGCAGAUGGUUCGGCCUCAGCCGUCACCAGCCUGACGCUCCAGCAUCAAGAUUCAAUGCACAAGCUCGACUCUGUUGUGGCACUUUCGGCUCAACGCGACGGCACCAUCCGCGCGUGGAACGUGGCCCGCAAAGAGGCCAAGCUGGUAGCUUCGCGAACUCAGCUCGACUCUCGCCUGCGCUGGCGGUCCUUGCCGGUGCUCGCAGGUCAUAGCAAUCAUUCCAGCAGCAGCAACGGUAUCAGCACGCAUUCCGGCUCAGCAAUGUCUCGAACUCCUUUGAUUGGGUUCACCACCACUGACGGCCAGUUUCACAUCAGAGCCGUGGAAGCGGGAGGCGCCAGCGCCAAGACGGUCUUUACACUCGGUCUCGAGAAUCGAGGGCACGUCUGCUCGGCGCUGCUCUGCCAAGUAUUGAGUCGAACGCCGUCGGGGCAGGAGACGCCGCUCAUCAAGAGCACUCUCCUCCUCGGAUUUGCUAAGGGUAGAGUGCAGCUGAUCGACUUUGAAACUGCUGAAAGCAUCAGCAGCGUCGACUUGGAUGAUGGGAGCGUCACUGGCCUGUCGACGAUUGACGCUGGCGACGCAAGUACCCCCGCGUUCAUCGCACAGACGACGGGCCGAGCAUCUCUGCUCUUUAUCUCGACCGGAGCCACAGCUGCAGCAGCAGCAGCGAUGGAGAAGAGCGGAUCGAUGCACAGCAACUUGGGCGCAGUCACAUCGAGCUCGCCGCUCCGCAUCCGCACUCCGAACGGCUCGAGCUCCAAUGCGGCCAGCUUCUGGGCAGACGUCUCGACGCCGCCAAGUCCAGCCGCGGAUCUGGCGAAUCCUCUGUCCUACCCCAUGUCUUCGCACGGGUCUGCGUCGAGGCUGCGUCGCGCAAGUGCACACCUUCGCGAUCGCAGCGGCACCAGUGGGCUUGGCGAAGGCAGCACGAAUCAGUCGAUAGCUGCCUCCUCAAGCCUUUCGGUCUCUGUGAAUGUGCCUCCGCCCAGCAAUGCUACCCAUAACGCAGACGAUCGCCAGCUGAGACUGCUCGGCUGGGUUCGGUGCCAGCGGGGCGGAAGCUUUACCUCGGGAGCGGGAAGCUUGCUCCUUGGCGUCGGACGAGCGCAACGUAGCUGGGGCCAGAGCCGAUGGGAGUGGUGGGCUAUGGACCUACGGGAAGAGCUGGUGCUUGGACGUGGUGGAGAACUGAUUGUGCCACGCCACCCGCUACUUCUCGAAUCGGAUCAUGCUAGCCCUCACCUGUCAAACCAGCGGCCAAGAGCUGACAGACGGUCGCAGGACUUGUCAUUCGACGAUGUCCUGUCAUUCUCGCGCUUGCACCCCGUUCGAGGUUUGGCAACGUUGCAGCACCAGGAGACUGCACUUGCGUUCGGCUUUGGUGGCUCGAUCGGCUUGCUCUGCGUCACGUCCAAGUCGACCUGA